AUGCCCCCCUCCACAGAACCCUUCCCUUUCCCGCGAGAAUAUCACUUCCCGCCCUUCUUCACGCGGCAGACGAACCUGACGACGCACCACGCGCAGCUGACAAAGUGGUCCGCCCUGGUGCUGGCAUACUGCCGCCACCACCGCAUCUUCAAGCUGCCGCUGACCACAGCCGCGGCGGUAUCAGCAGCAGCAUCAUCAUCAUCCAGCACAGACCCGCAGCAAUCCCAAGCCCCGUCCUCGUCACCGGCGACGGACGACCUCUUCCACAACAAAGCCCUGAACCGGCGACUGUCCCCGGCCGACGUGCGCGAGGUGAUCGACUUUAUGUGCAAGGAGGGCCGGGCCGAGUACUGCAGCUCCGGCGGGGGCGGCUCGACGGCCGCGGCCGCCGCGGCGGGCGGGGACGUGGCGUGGAUCUUUUGGCGCUCGCCCGAGGAGUGGGCGCAGCUCAUCGAGGGCUGGGUCGACGAGACGGCGCAAAAGGGCUCCGUGCUGACGCUCUACGAGCUCGUCGAGGGCGACGGCACCCUCGGCACCGACAUCCACGGCAUCGACAGGGACAUGCUGCACAGGGCCCUGCAGGUGCUCGUCAAGCGCGGCAAGGCGCAGAUCUUUGGGCAGGAGGAUUCGCAGGGUGUCAAGUUUUUUUGA
This is a messenger RNA of Pyricularia pennisetigena, 651 nucleotides long. RefSeq lists its product as uncharacterized. Bases 1 to 651 code for a protein of 216 amino acids. The record is from RefSeq and is a predicted model, not a curated record. Gene Ontology annotation, biological process: protein transport to vacuole involved in ubiquitin-dependent protein catabolic process via the multivesicular body sorting pathway. Gene Ontology annotation, cellular component: ESCRT II complex. Lineage: Eukaryota; Fungi; Ascomycota; Sordariomycetes; Magnaporthales; Pyriculariaceae. The transcript has a single exon. Gene Ontology annotation, molecular function: structural molecule activity; protein homodimerization activity.